Sorex fumeus (smoky shrew) is the source of this 2296-nucleotide messenger RNA. Its product is annotated as guanylate-binding protein 1-like. The record is from RefSeq and is a predicted model, not a curated record. Gene Ontology annotation, molecular function: GTP binding; GTPase activity. Lineage: Eukaryota; Metazoa; Chordata; Mammalia; Eulipotyphla; Soricidae. The transcript has 12 exons. The coding region runs from base 296 to 2071 and encodes 591 amino acids.
CAUAUUACAAAACAAUACUUCGCUUUUAAUCCACUGUUUACAGAAGGAAAUCUGUAAAGCCCCUAAUGCUGGAGAGCUGAAGUAAAAGUCUAGUAAGUCAGAGAAACAACAGAAUCACCUAAACUCAGGAGAGAAGACAGCAGCAGUGGACUUAUUUUAGAAAUAUUCAUCUCAUGUCUUAGUGCUAGCUCAUUCCUUGCUAUUGUAAGAUUUGCUCAAGACUGAAUGGCCAGCUGAUGAAAUAGCCAUACAUUCAUCUCCAUCCCUCUGCAUAGGAUAAGAAAACAUUCUGAACAUGGCCUCAGAGAUCCAAAUGCCAGGCCCUGUGUGCCUCAUUGAGAAUGCUAAUGAGAAACUGGUGGUUAAUCCAGAAGCUUUGAAGAUACUGGCAGCCAUUUCACAGCCUGUUGUGGUGGUGGCAAUUGUAGGUCUCUAUCGCACAGGCAAGUCCUACCUGAUGAACAGGCUGGCUGGGAAGAGAACAGGGUUCUCUCUAGGAUCCACAGUGCAAUCUCACACCAAAGGAAUCUGGAUGUGGUGUGUACCUCACCCCGAGAAGUCCGACCAUACUUUAGUUCUUCUGGACACUGAAGGCCUGGGAGACAUAGAGAAGGGUAACAAUCAGAACGACUCCUGGAUUUUUGCCUUAGCAAUCCUCCUGAGCAGCACCUUUGUGUACAACAGCAUAGGUACCAUCACUCAGCAGGCCAUGGAUCAACUGCACUAUGUCACAGAGCUAACAGAUCGAAUCAGAGCAAAAUCCUCACCCUGUGACAAUGGGACCAAUGAUUCAGCUGACUUUGUGAGCUUCUUCCCAGACUUUGUGUGGACCCUACGGGAUUUCUCCCUAGAUUUGGAAGCAGAUGGACAGAAUAUCACACCAGAUGAGUACCUGGAGCUCUCACUAAAGCUUAAGAAAGGUACCAGCCAAAAAGAUAAAAAUUUUAAUCUGCCUCGACUCUGUAUCCGGAAAUUCUUCCCAAAGAAGAAAUGCUUCAUCUUUGAUCAACCCACUCACCGAAAGAAACUAAAAAAUCUUGAGACAUUGCCCGAUGAUGAGCUAGAUCCUGAAUUUGUAACACAAGCUGCAGAUUUCUGUUCCUACAUCUUUAGCAGUUCCAAAACAAAAACUCUUUUAGGAGGCAUCAAGGUCAAUGGACUUCGUCUAGAGAACCUGGUGCUGACAUAUGUCAAUGCUAUCAAUAGUGGAGAAAUGCCCUGCAUGGAGGAUGCAGUCUUAGCCUUGGCACAGAUAGAGAAUUCAGCUGCAGUGCAAAAGGCCGUUAAUUAUUAUAGUCAACAGAUGGGCCAGAAGUUGCAGCUGCCCACAGAAACCCUCAAGGAGCUGCUGGACCUUCACAGAGCCAUUGAGAAAGAGGCCAUUGAACUCUUCAUCAUGAGUUCCUUCAAAGACGUAGACCAAGUAUUUCAGAAGGAAUUAGCGGUUCGGCUAGAAGAAAAACGAGAUGACUUUUGCAAACAGAAUCUGAAAGUAUCAUCAGAUCGUUGCUCAGCUUUGCUUAAGGAUAUUUUCAGUCCUUUAGAAGAAGAAGUGAAAUGUGGCAUUUAUUCUAAAUCAGGAGGCUACCGUCUGUUUUUAGAGAAGACAAAAGAAUUGAAGAAAAGAUACCGUGAGGAACCAGGGAAGGGACUGCAGGCUGAAGAAGUUCUUCAGGCAUACUUGAGUUCCAAGGAAUCUGUGACUGAUACAAUUCUCCAGACAGACCAGACUCUCACAGAAAAGGAAAAGGUCAUUGAAGUGGAACGUGUGAAAGCUGAAUCUGCAAAAGCUGCAGCACAAACACUGGAAGAUAUACAAAAAAAGACUCAGCAAAUGAUGGAAGAUAAAGAAAAGAGUUAUCAGGAGCAUGUGAGACAGUUAACUGAGAAGAUAGAAAAUGAGAGGGCUCAGAUGUUAAAAGAACAAAAUAGAACAGUGGCACUUAAACUUCAGGAACAGGAGAAACUGCUAAAAGAAGGAUUCAAAGCUGAGAGUGAACGACUCUCUAAUGAGAUAAAGAAUUUGCAAAGGGAAGUAUCAAAACCAAAGAAAAUAUGUGUCAUAAGCUAAAGACCUGAAGGAUAGAGAUUUCCUCAUGACUGUUAUUCAAGGCACAACUCAAGAAGUUUUAAAAUUUGGAGAAAUUUCUCUAUACUUGCUAAUAAUUAGGUUUUGCAUUUCAUAAUGCCAAUACUUUGCAAUAUUACUAUAAUUGAAAUCAUGACUAUCUUCAUAGCAAUAUUGUUCAUUGUUGUGACAAAGAUGCAAUAAACCUUUUUAUUAAUAAAAAACAUA